Molecule: messenger RNA, 1534 nt
Organism: Chelmon rostratus (copperband butterflyfish)
Lineage: Eukaryota; Metazoa; Chordata; Actinopteri; Chaetodontiformes; Chaetodontidae
Gene: mpdu1b
Product: mannose-P-dolichol utilization defect 1b
Exons: 7
Coding region: 11-796 (261 amino acids)
Biological process (GO): oligosaccharide biosynthetic process
Source: RefSeq, a predicted model, not a curated record
GUCACAUCAAAUGUCCACAAUGGCGGAGAAAACAAUCUUGGAUAAAGGGUCGUCUUUCAUGGAUCCUUUUAGGGGGCUUUUGUUGACAUAUUUUAUGCCCGAAUUAUGUUACGACGAGUUCUUUCUCAAGUUCAACUUUUUGGACGUACCAUGUCUGAAGAUUGUACUGAGCAAAGGACUGGGGAUUGGCAUCAUCCUGGGAUCAGUGAUGGUAAAGCUGCCUCAGAUCUUAAAGCUGAUGGGAGCAAAAAGUGCUGAGGGGCUGAGUUUCAAGUCUGUGCUGCUGGAGUUGCUGGCCAUCACAGGAACAAUGGCCUACAGUAUCACCAACAAGUUCCCGUUCAGUGCCUGGGGCGAGGCUCUGUUCCUCAUGCUGCAGACAGUUACCAUAGGCUUCCUCAUACAGCACUAUGGAGGAAGAACCAGCAGAGGUUUCCUGUUUCUGGUUGUGUAUUUUGGCCUGCUGGUCCUCCUGCUGUCUCCAGUCACUCCUGUGUCAGUGGUUACCUACAUGCAGGCCUCAAACAUGCCAGCCAUCAUCAUCGGCAGGCUGAUCCAGGCAGCCUCUAACUUCCAUAAUGGGCACACUGGUCAGCUGUCUGCUGUCUCUGUCUUCCUCCUGUUUGCUGGAUCACUUGCCCGUAUCUUCACUUCACUCCAGGAAACUGGAGACUCAUUGAUGGCCCUCACCUAUGUCAUAUCCUCUGCCUGUAACUGCAUCAUCGCUCUGCAGGUUCUGUACUACUGGAACAGUUCCCCAGAAUGCAAGACAAAGAAGAAAAAGAAGAAAGAGUAGGCAAAGAACAGUCGCUAAUCUUCAGUCAUUCAGCAACUUCUCUUUCCGUAUCCAUUAGACACUCUUAAAGAGGUAUAUUCAAAACUUGAAAGAAGAAAUUGAAAUGCAUGUAUGGACCUACUGGGAGGUGUGGGACAAUGAAUCUGCUGGACAAAAGCUUGACUUUAAGUAAGGAUGUGAACAUAACAUGCCAACUCUCAAGAUCAUGGGCACUGGCCUUGAGGGUUUUUCCAGGUUUGUUGGUGGUGUGGCUCUGAGCAGGGUACACUGUUAAUACAUUCCUCUUGAUCGAGUUUUGCUCGUUGCAGUCAGGUUGUGUUCACACCUUUUGUGUUAAAAUGCUUGAAAACGAUUUGUUCACUUACCUGUUGAUUUUUCACUUAGGGCCUCUGAUUACUGUUCUAAUCACCAACAUUGUUGACCUUGGAUGCAUGUAAAGAAUCAUUUGUUGUUUUAUCAUUUCAUAUAAAUAUAAUUCCACACCUCCUCCUACUUUUGUAAGGUCUAAUCUAUUAUCUGUAUUUGGUGACUUUAUGGGGUGACAGCAUUGACAUGAAGAGUGAAGUUUGUACAUUUUUACAAUAUGGUGCAAAAUUCCACGAAUUUGUAAUACCUGUGACAGCGUCUGAAAGAUUUCUGUAACUUUCUACAGGACCACAUCGCCAUAUGUAAGUGAAAGUGAAAUGAAGUGUCUAAAAUUGGUCGUGAUCAGUUUUUAAACUGCACAGCUUCCUCUGA